GUUAGUGGCCGGAUGGGACAUCUAAUUGAGAUGGCCUCUACUAAAAUCCACUAAAAUCCGUAAAAAACCAAGUCAUUGCUCUGUCACUAUUUCUCUCUCUGCAGCUCCACAUGCACCUGGCCUGGUCCGUACCAGGGCUUAUCUUAUCGCCUUAUCGUGGCCGUCUUUGCCGCAGUCCGACUCCUGCUCCCACUCCCACCACGGCUACGCAGCAUUUGUGUCCGGCGUCCGGCCAUCACACAUCGUGGCCCUCCCCCACGCAACAUGCUCUAAGCCGUAAGCUCCAAGCUCCACCUCUCUGCACCAUCUCUCCGCCGGAUAAUCAACGACUACGGAGUUCGACUACGUUCCAAAAGAAAAGGAAGAAAAAUGACAAACGUUUGGGGCAAACUGGUUAUCCAGUUCUUCAAGUACGCCCCCAGCUAUGUGGUGUGCCUGAGCUUCCUGCCUUGUGGCAUGAUCUUCGGCUACAGCAUUUGCGCCUUUGUGGCGGAGAGGAAUCUGAAAGCCGGGCUCAUCCACUAUGGCCCCUUGAUCCUGGGCGCCUGCUGGGCGGUCGUCACCGCCUUGGCCAUGUUCUCCCUGAAGCUGGUGAAGAAGUGCAUCGUCUACUGGCAGCCCUGGCUGCUCAUCUCCGCCGGGGCGUUCAACCUCAUCGCCAGUUGCUUCUACUUUGCAGAUGGAUUUGAUCACGUAGGUGCCUAUAUGUCGUAUGUGGCCCACAGCAUGACCUUUGUGGCCGGAUACAGUUACCUGCUGACGAUGACCUCCAAGGCGAGUCGCUCCAUCAUGAUCUCCGCCAGCUGCAGUUGCUAUCUGCUGGGCCUGGCUUCCGCCGUGAGCCUCAUCGUGGCCGCCUACAGCCGGAACCAGAAGCAGUUGUCCGGCCAAAGUGCCACCACGGAGCAGUUGAUUGACGGAAUCUAUGUGAACUUUGCCGGAACCUAUUUGAGCGUGGCGGCCGUCAUGCUGGCCAUACUGAUUGGCCUGAAGGUGCUGGACUUCCUGGGCACAGUGGACCUGGUGAAUAGCCUGGACAACGACCUGCGCAUCGCCAACUCCAACGGGAGCAUCUUCGAGAGCAGGGACGAGGUCAUCAAGCGGCUGCAGUUCUUCUACGUGACCAAAAACCAGCAGUGGCAUGUGAUCCUGCUGCUCCUGUUCACGGAGGCAGUGCAGCACGCCCUGGUCGUGUACUUCCUCUACUGGUUCGCCCUGAAUCCGGCCAUCAGACUGACCUCCUUCUCCGGAAUAGACGCCAUGUUUUGGGUCAUCUUCGCCGGCAGCUUAGUGACGCUCCUGUGCCAGUGGUUCCUGUCCGUGAAGGUAACUUUUGUGGGCUCCCAGGUGAGUCUGAUCUUCUGCACCCUCCUGGCCAUGAUCCUGUGCAAUGUGACCGACUCCCGCUGGUCCCUUUGGGUGCUCCUGGUGCUCUUCGGCCUGUCGUACUCCAACCAGACUAUACUCCUCCUGGAGGUUACCCACUUGCGGUACACGGAGCUAGUAGUGGCCGCCUCGUACAUCCUAAAGCUCCUGAACACUAGCAUUGUGUACUUUUACUUUGUCUCCGAUGCCAAGAACUCGUACUUUUACGCCACUGAGCCGAGCACCCUUAUGGCCCAGGGAUUCGUCUUCAUGAUCAUCACCGCCCUGGUGGCGCUGGUGGUGGGCAUGAAGGUGCCCCGCACCCAUCGCACCCAGCUCCUGGAGAUCCAGUACGAGGUGUACGGCAUCAUCUUCAUGAAACACCAGAUCGAGCAGCUCAACGUCCGGUGGCUGAACGACGGCACCAUACCCACCAUUAGCCAGUGACCCAGGCCAGGCUGCCCACCAAUCUAAAUACAAAUACUCAGUAUUUAAUUGAAUUUUUUUAUCUAAAAUAUAUCAAAUAUAUGUACGUAUUAAUCAUUUAA
Messenger RNA from Drosophila ananassae, 1913 nucleotides. RefSeq lists its product as uncharacterized. The transcript has 3 exons. The record is from RefSeq and is a predicted model, not a curated record. NCBI's taxonomy places the organism in Eukaryota, Metazoa, Arthropoda, Insecta, Diptera, Drosophilidae. Bases 370 to 1812 code for a protein of 480 amino acids.